Neomonachus schauinslandi (Hawaiian monk seal) is the source of this 2307-nucleotide messenger RNA. It is a transcript of the gene NAA40, whose product is annotated as N-alpha-acetyltransferase 40, NatD catalytic subunit. The transcript has 7 exons. Lineage: Eukaryota; Metazoa; Chordata; Mammalia; Carnivora; Phocidae. Gene Ontology annotation, molecular function: protein N-terminal-serine acetyltransferase activity; histone H2A acetyltransferase activity; histone H4 acetyltransferase activity. Bases 202 to 852 code for a protein of 216 amino acids. Gene Ontology annotation, cellular component: nucleus. The record is from RefSeq and is a predicted model, not a curated record.
GUGUGCAGCAGUCAGGAUUGGAAGUUGCUGCCGCUGGAGCCAGGCCUGUGGGCUCAGGAACUGACUCUAAGGUUCCUCAAAGGGAAAGCCAAGUCUUUGGUCGGCCACAGCCCUUCCAGCCAACUUUGCUUUUCCCUGUUGCAGAGGAAGUCAAGCAAAGCGAAGGAGAAGAAGCAGAAGCGGUUGGAGGAACGAGCAGCCAUGGAUGCAGUCUGUGCCAAAGUGGACGCUGCCAACAGGCUUGGAGACCCUCUAGAGGCUUUCCCAGUGUUCAAGAAAUACGAUCGAAAUGGGUUAAACGUCUCCAUCGAGUGUAAGCGAGUGUCUGGACUGGAGCCAGCCACUGUGGCUUGGGCCUUCGACCUGACCAAAACCAACAUGCAGACCAUGUAUGAGCAAAGCGAAUGGGGCUGGAAGGACCGAGAGAAACGCGAGGAAAUGACGGAUGACCGAGCCUGGUACCUCAUUGCUUGGGAAAGCAGUUCGGUUCCUGUUGCCUUUUCUCACUUCCGGUUUGACGUGGAGUGCGGGGAUGAAGUCCUGUACUGCUAUGAAGUGCAGUUGGAAAGCAAGGUGCGGCGGAAAGGCCUGGGGAAGUUCCUCAUACAGAUCCUGCAGCUCAUGGCCAAUAGCACACAGAUGAAGAAAGUUAUGUUAACUGUAUUUAAGCACAAUCAUGGCGCCUACCAGUUCUUCAGAGAAGCGCUGCAAUUUGAAAUCGAUGACUCUUCCCCCAGCAUGUCUGGUUGCUGUGGAGAGGACUGCUCCUACGAGAUCCUGAGCCGGAGGACCAAGUUUGGGGACAGCCAGCACUCCCAUACGGGCGGGCACUGUGGCGGCUGCUGCCACUGAGCUCCCAAGCUAGAAUGCUCUCUCCAAGGCCUGUCCUCUCCCUGGGCUCAUGCUGCUGGCCAAGUGCCCUCAGAGCUGUGGCCUCCUCAGCCCUGCACAUGCCAGGCUGCAGCCUGAGAGCACAGAACCCUGGGGUGGAGUGGUCCGAGCUGCCCGUCCUCCGCUCCCCUAGAAGAACAGAGUGCCCUGAAGGAGCAGAAAGGAGAGGGUGCUGGGGGAAGAGCUGACGGAGGCCGGGCAUGACGUGGACCCUCUCACAGCGGCUGCCUUCUCGCUCGGCCCUUGUGCCCUUGAGCAUGAGGUUCCCCAGCUUCUCUGCAGAUGGAUUCCUGACAAGCCCCCCCUCCCCCUGCCACACACACACACUUGGACAAAUGGGGAGUUUUAUGCCCACCUUUAUAAAAGUCCCGGAGCCCUGGGUCAGGGUCUGGCUGGUCCCCAACGAGGAACGGACUGAGUGCAAGAUCUGAAUGUAGCUAUAGGCUUCACAGAGAGUCCUGUUUUGGAGCUGAAUGAUCUGAUGGAGACUGUGGGGAGGUCUUUUGUGCCACAACACUGGGAAGCCAGGGAGCUCUUUCUAGCUGUGCUUUUAUGGACCCACAGUUAGUGUGGAGGCAUCCCAGGGGACCGGCCCGAUAGGAGGAAGGCUCCAUCCCUCUCUGCCUCGCUGUUGAUAAGAGGAUGAGAGGACCCGGAACAAGGUGUGGAUGGGGGUGGGGGGGCGUCCCCCGGGAAGAGAGUUGCUUCUCUGGGUUUUCAGACUUUGCUGCAUUCUAGAUGAACCUCUUGAUCUGGCAGCGACUGGAGCUCUCCCUUCAUAGAAACAAGCCAGAGGUCCUGCCAGUUCCUCUCCAUCGCCUCCCCACCACUUGUCCUCCCCCGGCUCACCUCACGGCUCACCUCACCCGAUACCUCUAUUCUUACUCUCGGGGGGAGGAUUACAUUAGGGAGCCCCCCCAUCUUCCCCCAGAAGGAUCCCUCGUUCCUGGCCUCUUCAGUGCUAUUGCCUCUCAUAUCUUGGUGCUGAUCGCUCUCUGAAGGUGGCGCUGCCCUCCCUUUGCAGAGAGCCCCCAGCCAGCAGCAGGCACCACUGCCUGCACUCCCCAGCCUUGCCCCUUGCUGCCUCAGUGAGGCCUGGUGCCACUGCCCUGGCUGGCAGCUCAGGCUGCAGCAGGAAUGCCUCUCGGUGGCCAGAACCGCUGCUCUUCUCUCUCUCUCCAGCGUCACCCUGUGGCAGCGGACUGGGAGCAGGGCCGGCGGCCUUCCUCUUCUCUCACAGGGUAGAGAGGCUGUAGGUCAGAGCUUACACUUGCCCUGAUCUCUGGGCUUGCACCCCUUCCAGGGAAGAAAAUGACCAAAUCCUUAUCCAGGAAAAAGCACCUGCCGCCUCCCCUUGGACAUCCGUGAGCUCUGCUUUAGGGAGUGUCUUAGAGGUUCUAGCCUUUGCGGAGUUGC